GCCUGGAGGAUGGAGCCCGGCGCGGUGCGGACCAAAGUCCCGGCCUUCCUGUCGGACCUGGGCAAAGCCACGCUGCGGGGCAUCCGGAAAUGCCCCCGCUGUGGCACCUACAACGGCACCCGCGGCCUGAGCUGCAAGAACAAGACGUGCGGCACCGUGUUCCGCUACGGCGCCCGCAAGCAGCCCAGCGUCGACGCCGUCAAGAUCAUCACCGGCUCCGACCUGCAAGUCUACUCGGUGCGGCAGCGGGACCGGGGCCCGGAUUACCGCUGCUUCGUGGAGCUGGGCGUUUCGGAGACGGCCAUCCAGACGGUGGAGGGCACCAUCAUCACGCAGCUCAGCUCCGGCCGCUGCUACGUGCCCUCGUGCCUGAAGGCGGCCGCGCAAGGCGUGGUGGAAAACCAGUGCCAGCACGUCAAGCUGGCCCUCAGCUGCCAGACCGAGGCCACGCCGCUGACCCUGAAGAACUCGGUGCUCAGCUCCAUGCAGGCCUCCCCGGAGACCAAGCAGACCCUGUGGCAGCUGGCGGCGGAGCCCACGGGGCCGCUGGUGCAGCGCAUCUCCAAGAGCGUGCUGGUGGUGAAGGAGGAGGCGCCGGCGCCGCCGCCGCGCUGCAUCCACUUCUUCGCCUGCAUCUGCGCCUUCGCCAGCGACGAGGCCCUGGCGCAGGAGUUCGCCGACUUCCUCGGCGGCGACGCGGGCGGCCUGGAAGGGCGGGAGACGGGAUCACACACGGAGACACCAACCCGGGAGCGCUUGUGUACGCAGGGGAACAGCCCUCUCCUGGCUCUGGAGGCAGCCAACAGCAGCCUGAGGAAAAGCAGCCUGAAAAAGCCGGCCGUGGUGGCGUCGCUGAAGAGGCCAGGCUGUAAUCAGCUGCUGGAUGAGUCACAGGUGACCCUGUCCUUCCAAGAAUGGCUGGCCAGCGUCACCGAACGUAUCCAUCAAACCAUGCAUUACCAGUUUGAGGGCAAGCCGGAGCCGCUGGUGUUCCACAUCCCUCAAGCGUUCUUCGACGCGCUGCAGCAGCGCAUCUCCAUGGGGAGCACGAAGAAGAGGCUGCCCAACUCCACCACGGCUUUUGUCCGCAAAGACGCCCUUCCCUUGGGGACGUUCUCCAAGUACACCUGGCACAUCACCAACAUCCUGCAGGUCAAACAGAUCUUCGAUACGCCCGAGAUGCCUCUGGAAAUCACGCGCAGCUUCAUCCAGAACCGGGACGGGACGUACGAGCUGUUCAAGUGCCCCAAGGUGGAAGUGGAGAACAUCGCCGAGACGUACGGGCGCCUGGAGAAGCAGCCGGCGAUCCGGCCCUUGGAGCUCAAGACCUUCCUCAAAGUGGCUGAGGACGUCCUCUCCAAGGCUCUGCAGGAGCAGGAGCUCCCUUGCCAAGGUCCCACAGCCCGGUUUGGCAGGGAGAAGCGCCUUACUUUUGGCAGAGGGGGUUCCAAACCUCCUGAGAUGGGUCCCGAUGCGGUGAAACCUCCCUUUUCUCCGCGGGCGCUGACGCAGGAGUGGCCUUCACGGGAUUUCUCCCGCUUUUCGGCCUUCAAAAAAUCAGUAGGAGCUGCAGUAAGACGGCAAGAGCAGGCCAAAGGUGACCCGGUGACGCUGCUACCCUGA
Molecule: messenger RNA, 1623 nt
Organism: Tinamus guttatus (white-throated tinamou)
Lineage: Eukaryota; Metazoa; Chordata; Aves; Tinamiformes; Tinamidae
Source: RefSeq, a predicted model, not a curated record